Oncorhynchus kisutch (coho salmon) is the source of this 8750-nucleotide messenger RNA. It is a transcript of the gene fbxl12, whose product is annotated as F-box/LRR-repeat protein 12. The transcript is spliced from 3 exons. Gene Ontology annotation, molecular function: protein binding. NCBI's taxonomy places the organism in Eukaryota, Metazoa, Chordata, Actinopteri, Salmoniformes, Salmonidae. The record is from RefSeq and is a predicted model, not a curated record. Bases 1106 to 2221 code for a protein of 371 amino acids.
UACACAGGAGUUUUGGUGAUAUAUGUUUCGGAAAUUAUGCCGUUGUUAUGCUUAUUUAUUAUUUAAAAUGUUUAAGCCAUUGUAUAUAUUUGGUACGGUCACAUAAAAUGUGCUAAUUUCGAGCAUGUAGUAUUUCGGAACGUUGUGGCUUUAGCACCCGUUUCUGCGGGGUUUAUUACUUGAAUGCAACUUUGGUGUGCGAGAACUCAUCCGAUCAGGAAGGGUGUGUAAGAGAUGGAGACGUCUUGUAAAAGACCAAAGAUUAUGGCGAGUUGUUGAUCUAACUGCAUGGAAAGGGGUAAGAAUGGUGUCCAUUAUUGCAUGUUGAUCUUACCAUUUCAAUAUUUGUCAUGAAAAGAUUUCUGAGGCUACCAUGUCUGUCUAAAGACGUCAGCCAUUUUGUGAUAUAGCCAUGUUUAUCAGGUUCUACAUUCAAUGAUAUUUCAGAAGACUUGAUUUUAUUAUUGAUAGCUACUUGUUUGAGACCUCUCUCAUUCUGCGACAAAAUGCAAUGUUGAUACUUGCAUUGCAGGCUUACUUCCAGUGUUGGGGGACGUUACUCUGAAAAUGUGUAUAAUUUACAAAAUUACCAAUUACUUAACACUAGAAGAAGUUAACCUACACUAAAGCUACGCUUAUUAAGACAAAUAUGGUUUACUUAACUAAAGUUACUUUGAAAAAGUAGUUCACUACAUCCAAACUAUUUUGUGAAAUUGUAUAGUUUUAAGUGUCAGGCUACAAAUUGCAAGAAUGAUGACUUUGGGGUCAUAUGUUAACAUAAUGUGUAAUGUAGCUUAUUAAACACAAACUGUUUCAAGUGAGAAUUAGGAAGGUUGAAUCCCGAAAAUGAAAGGAAAUUAUUGCCUACUAAAAACACACUUAAUUCUUUGCAAGAAACAGUGUAGUUCUAGUAGUUAGCGAUAUGGUAAUGAACUACUGAAAACACUACCUGGUUUGAAUUUAGUUCAACUACCACCAACCUACUGAAAAAUGUAGGUAAAUUACUAGUUGAACUACAUGUAGUUCACUACUCCCCAGCACAGCCUAUUUCCUACCUGUUGACUAGCUAACUCUAAAGAACUUUCAAGUCAUCGCUCAAACACUGAUGCAUUGUUUCCUCCCCAUCUCUCCCUCAUUGGAUGUUUUCAUUCUUCAACUGCUCAUCCUGCCCUUGGUGUCCAUUUUGGGUCAGGUGACAUCGCGCAUGCUGUGGGUUCUUCUACGCCAGUAUCUGGGCACUGGGCUCCGAUGCCUGCGGCUGCGUGGCUUGCUGCUCUCUGCUAGAGGUGGGGCCUUUCUCUCAGAGUCCUGGCUCAAGGCUUUGUCCUCCAGGUGUCCCCGUCUGCGUAGUCUUUCCCUGCUGCACGCAGACCUGAGAGGCUUGCACAGUUGCCAGCUCCUGCCCACAACACUGCAGGUCCUAGAGUUGCGUGGCUGCGAGCUACCACAGGGCUUUUUCACCCAGACCCCACUCAGUCCUGAGAAACAAGCUGGAAUGGCAUCAACCGCUGCUACUCAGCAACAGGGACGUGUUCAAGCUGGGAAAGUGCCUGCCUCCACAUUAGGGAUUGCCAUUGAGACGAUGGUCCUUGACAACGUGCCCUCCUUCACAGACCAGCACCUGCAGAGUCUGGCGUCUUGGUUAAGGCUUAGCCGCCUAGAGCUCCGCAACGUCCUUCGUGUCACAGCGGAAGGCCUUAGGCGCAGUGCCGCCCAAGAAACCGACUCGGGCUUAAACGGGCUCUCCAGGCUCAAGUACCUGGAAAUAGGGCACUUUGGGCGGCCGGGCGCCCAGCUGCAAAUGGCCUCCCUGGGGCUCGGAGUGGGCUGGCUGGGCCUAGAGGAACUAAGCCUUGGCGGUAAGGAGGUGGGACCAGGCCUGCUGUCCGCCAGCCGUCUGAGGGACCUGAAGCGCUUGCGCCUGAGAUGCUGCAAGCUGAGAGAGAUGCAGGUGCUACGUAGCUGCAGGACACUGCGGGACCUGCGCAGGUUGGAGUUCUGCGAGGUGUUCUUCCAGGUUUGCCCAAAGACACCAGAGAGAGAGGGGGAGGUGGAGAGGCAGGGAGAGGGUGAGGAGGGGAGGGAGGGUGGCACAGAUAGUGGUGAUGAUAAACUGGAGGAGAAUGACCCCGUGCCAAGUCUGCGCCGCUCACUUGCUGCUCUGCUGCCACAAUGUGCACUGGUGUUCACCAACUGCACCGUUACAAUAACCUCAGACUAGAUUACAUACUGGAUAUGUUACACAUUUGGUCCCUUAUUCUACUGUUGUAAAACAUUCCUCUCAAUUCAGCCUGUUGCAAACUCAUGCUUUACCUUCAUUCACAUGUGUAAAAAAAAAUAGAUUAAAAAAAAUAGAAAGCUGCAACAAUUUUAAACUCGCUUACAGCUAUGCUAUUGAACAAAGGGACAGUUCCUGUGACGCCCAUUAAACCAUUAUGAGAGGAAGUGCCUGUUUCCCGUAUUCCCAUCAACAAUGGAGAAGUGGUGGUUCCUCUUUUAGUCUAAAUGUGGUUAAACUUAAAAGCUUGUUUUAAUUGUACACCAGAGAAGCAUCGCAGUGACCAAUAAAUGAUGACUUCAAUCAUGUACUGUAACGGACCUGCUACAGCCAUCGGAUGUUCAGCACUGCCAUCAGCCAUUGGAUGUCCAGCACUGCCAUCAGCCAUUGAGGGAAUUCUUCCUUUGAAAACAUUGAAAGCUGCUGUACUGCUUGCGUUGCGUCUAAUGGCAAGCUCAAUAAUUGCAGAGGUUCCGUUCUCGGCGGCUGAUGUGUGCAUUCAUUCUAUCUUGUGAAUGGAAAUAUUGAGGGAAGUAGAUUUUGGUUGGUUUCUGUGUAGCAGGUAGGACGUCACAUUGAAGGCGAAAUAUAUUGGAACUCUGGGGGGGGGGGUUAAAUAACAGCUUGGACAGUUAUCAGUCCGUUGCUGGUAUUAUGCAAUUUCCAAUCUAUUGCAGUUAAAAUUUGCUGUAGCUCACUGUUUUGCUAACUGGAAAAAUACACUUAUCCCCACUUGAGUUGUGUGAUUCUCCAAAGCAGUAUGUUAUCUGUAUUAAUUACGAGAAAGUAGAAAUGAAAACUGUUAUAAGCUUUUUCCAUCAAGAAACUGUGGUAAAUAAAAAUGGCACAAUGUAUUUUAUGUGCGUGGGAAAUGAUUAUCUAUGAAUAAUGUUUCAGGGUUGAACUCCUAUAUAUGCUUUGUAAAUAAUUCAAAACAAACGAAAGGACAUUGGGAUACCAUGAUAUGUCGGGGAGGGGGGAGUCAAUGUUCUUUCAUGAUGAAAUUAUAAACUGUGCAAGUAGUUCAGCAUGCACAAGAGAUGGAAGACCAUUUAAAACCGUUUUAAUCCUCAAAUGUGACACACAGCCAUAAGACAACAGCCUAACCUAAUAAUGCAACACAACUGUGUCUACACCUGCAUUGCUUGGGGUUUUAGGCUGGGUUUCUGUACAGCACUUUGAUAUAUCAGCUGAUUUAAGAAGGGCUAUAUAAAUACAUUUGACUUGAAAACAUUCUAGUAUAUUUCAGCCAAUAACACAUCAGUAGGCCUGCAGUCAUAGUGAAUGGUAGUGAAAUGCAUUACUGAACGUGAGCGUAAGUGUCUAAUGGACUAUUCUCAUUGUAAGCGGUAAUUUUGCAGUAGCACGUUGACUUUGAGAAGGUGAAAGAGGAGACUUAAGUUCCAGGAUUUGGUAUAAGUUUUAAUACAGAACUUUGGGGUACAUGUGAAAAUGCAAAUGCUGAUAGUGACAGGCUGAAAGAGCCAUGAGAUGUGGCCAAUAGCAUGGCUAAAAGGCUCAUUGUUGUUCUGAGAAUAAUAAUUUACAGUUGGCUCAAAAGUAUUGUGAGCGUGACACAUUUUUUUGGGUUGUUUUGGCUCGGUACUUUAGAACUUUGGAUUUGAAAUGAUACAAUGACUGAAGUUAGUGCAGGUUGUCCAUUUUAAUAUGAGAGUAUUUUCAUGCAUAUCGGGUGAACUGUUUAUAAGUUACAGCACUUUACCUAUUCCCUUCAUUUUAAGGGACCAAAAGUAUUGGGACACAUUAACUUUGUAUUAAAGUAGUAAAAAGUUAAGUAUUUGGUCUCAUAUUCCUAGCACACAAUGGCUACGUCAAGCCAAAUGUUUGUUUUGGUUGUGUUGUAAAUUAUUUUGUGCCCAAUAGAACGGGUAAAUAAUAUUGUCAUUUUGGAGUCUCUUAUUGUAAAUAAGAAUAGGAUAUUAUAAACACUUCUACAUUAAUGUGGAUGCUACCAUGAUUACAGAUAUUCCUGAAUAAAUCAUGAAUAAUGAUCCGUAUGAAAGUGAGAUGCACAAAUAUCCUACCCCCUCAAAAAAAUGCUAAAGUCUCCUUUUAUUGUAGGUGAGAGGUUAGCAUGUGUUGGGGGUAUGGUAUUUGUGGGUCUAACUUUCUCACUCCAUUAUUCGGGAUAAGGAUGAAAAUACCCUAAAUGUAAAGCUGAUAGUCUGUACUUUAACCUCAGUCAUUGUUUUAUUUAAAAUCCAAAGUGAUGGAGUACAGAGCCAAAACAAAACAACUUUCACUCUCCCAAUACUUUUGGAGCUGACUGUAUAUAGUCAUUCUUAAUGACAUAAACAUGCAUCAUUACAGACAGUGUUUGGUAUGAAACUGCUACAACAUUCAGUGAACAGAGACAUUUGCUACUCUGUCAUGGUUUCUGGUACAGAGUGUUUUAUUUUAAUUUGAUUUAACUUGGCAUGUCGGUUAAGAAUAAAUUCUUAUUUACAAUGACGACAUACCCACGAUGCUGGGCCAAUUGUGCGCCGCCCUAUGGUACUCUCAAUCAUGGCCGCAUCUGAUUCAGCCUGGAUUCGAACCAGGGACUGUAGUGACACCUCUUCCACUGAGAUAGUGCCUUAGACUGCUGCGCCAAUCGGGAGCAAAGAGUACAUGAUGGUCAGUAGUUUGAACUAGUUCAAGAUUGGAAGACGGGAUGUACUUUGGGUGGGAAAGAGUAGGUCUUCUCAAGACUGAAGAUGACUGUUUAGAGAAGACAUUCUACUGUUGUGGCGGAACAAGUGAGCGUGCUUUUUUAGAUAACCUUGCUGGUAUUUGUGGAUCUAGGUCGCACCUCAGGGAAUCACUUCUAUCCUCACAUAAUAUUUGUUCUCAGAUACGGUAUGUGUGUGCAUUCUGUAAUAGCCUUUAUCGCUGUGUAAAAAUGGCCUGUUUCAGCGUGUGUAAAUGUACAGUAAGUCAGAAUAUCUUUCAUGAUAAGUAGAAGCUCAGUAUUGACAAGUCAUGAUAAAAACUGAGCUUGACCAGUCUUGAUUAGUGGGCUCUGGAAGAUCAUGGGUCUGUACACAUUCUAAUAGCCCCUAACACCUUGUCUAUUAUCUUCAUAGUACACACCCCAGUUCAGCUCAGCAGGCAAUCUACUCCAAACAUUUAUUUAGUAGGCCUACAACCUAGCUCAUACAUUUUUCAAACGGGUAGUAAUAGGUGAACGAUUCAGAGGUCUAUUUCUUGCGUUAGAAAACACUAUUAGUUUAGUUUUCUCGGUAUUGAGGAUAAGCUUCAAUUGACACAAGGUAUGUUGAACAGUAUAAAAAGCAGUUUACAUGUUCUGGAAAGCUUUUGUAAGAGACGAGGCACAACAGUAAAUAACAGUAUCAUCAGCAUAAAAAUGAAGUUGUGCAUUUUGGACAUUUUUGUCUAAAUCAUUUAUAUAAUUAGUGAAUAAGAGAGGACCAAGUACAGAGCCUUGGGGCACACUAUUCAAUACAGACAAUUUAACAGACAUAAGCCCAUCAAAUUGAGUGCACUGAGUUCUAUCAGACAGAUAGUUAGCAAACCAUGUAACUGCAUGCUCCGAAAGACCUACACUCAACAAUCUCUACCUUAGUAUAGCAUGAUCAACUGUAUCAAAAGCCUUAGCGAUCAAUAAAAAGUGAGACACAGUGCUGUUUUUUGUCAAUGGCUUCAGUGAUAUCAUUUAAAACCUUUAUGGCUGCUGUAAUUGUGCAAUGCUUCUUCCUGAAGCCCGAUUGGUACAUUGAUAAAAUAUAGUUAGUAAAUAAAAACUAUUUUAGCUGUUCACUUACAAGGGUUUCAAGUAUUUUCACCAGGGGUGACAGCUUUGAGAUUGGCCUAUAAAUAUUUAAAAGAGUUGGAUCUCCCCCUUUUAGAAGUGGUAGGACAAAUGCUGAUUUCCAGAUCUUUGGAAUUUCAUUACAUUCCAGGUUUAGAUUGAACAGAGAUGUAAGUGGUUCAGCUAUGAAAUCAGCUGCCAGAUUUAAAAAGCAGGGAUCCAAAAGAUCAUGACCUGCAGGCUUUCUCUGAUCUAAUGAUUUCAGGGCUUUAUGUACCACCUGCACUGAGAAUGGCAAAAAGCUAAAAGUUUGACCAGUUCUCACUGGUUCAUCCACACAGGGUUGUACAGAGACAGAGAACACUGAAUCAAACAGCCUACCAGAUGAUACAAAGUGCUCAUUGAAACAAUUCAGCAUUUCAGUUUUGUCAUAUAUAGCAACAGAUUCAUUCAAAACACAUGAUGGUAAUUCAUUAACAUUACUGUUACCAGACAUAGACUUAAUAGCCUUCCAAAACUUUCUAGGGUCUUUCAGGUUAUCAGUGGUAACAUACAUAAAAUAUUCAGACUUGGCCUUCCUGAGAAGAAAAGAACACUUGUUUCGUAACUGUCUAAAAAUAAGCCAAUCAGCAUCAGAACAUGAUUUCCUUGCUUUAGCCCAGGCUAGAUUACGGUCGUGAAUAAUACAAGACAGCUCAGAAGAAAACCAUGAAUUAUCCCGCCCUUUAACCCUGAAUCUGCGGAAUGGGGAAUGUUUGUUUACUAUUUGGGAAAAACCAUCAUGAAAUAAUUUCCAGGCAGUUUCCACAUCAGGGAUAAGCUCAAUCUUGCUCCAGUCAAAAUAAAAUAAAUAAUGAAAGAAAGCCUGCUCAUUAAAACACUUCAGAUUUCUCUUACGAAUAAAACAUGGGUUUGUCUUUGGAACCUUAGUAUUUCUAACAGCAACAACAGCACAAUGGUCACUUAAAUCAUUACAAAAAACACCAACCGCAGAAUAUUUAUGUGGAACAUUUGUCAAUAUUAAAUCAAUGAGGGUAGAUUUAUCUGGGCAUUUAAGAUUUGGGCGAGUGGGUGAGUUAAUCAACUGGGUAAUAUUCAUAGAAUUACAAAACAUUUUUAAAUCAUCAGACACCGGCUUUAACCAACACCAGUUGAGAUCACCAAUCAAGAUCAUGAGUGUUUAUUUAACCAGAUAGUGCAUAUGUCCCUUUGAAGCUGUCAUGAUGAUUGAUAUGUAGGGACCUCGUUGAACUGGGUGAUGUGUUUGAACAUUUCAAAGAGUAUGGACCCCACCCUGUUGUAGUGACCUUAGGGCUGUUGUCUAUGAAACAGGAAUGUCCUGGGUUAUUGGGGGGCAGCCACAUUAUAAAUAAACCCCAGAACACCAAACAAGAAAUUAAAAUAAACCCCGAACACUAAAAAACUAUUUAAACAUGUCUCCUAGGCCAAUUGUAGGUGUACUUUGUGCCUCGAGUCAAGAACACAAUGACAAAAACAUAGAGGACAUUCUGUGUGAGGCCCCUGAAUGUUUUAAUGGAGUGCUGGAUAUGAGUGAUGGUCAUAUGGAUUACAUUUUCCAUCCGGAGGAUUCAACUGUGAAGAUUUUCACAGACCGCUGCCACAGCCCCCUUUAUCAAACAAAACCCGGGUGUUUUUCUCCUGCGCUGCGUUUGAGAGAAUGGCUUAAGAGGCAAGGUCUAGAUUUUAGACAACUAACUUCACAUUUCAUCUUUACCAAAACAUUCUCUUUGAUUUGGACAUUUUCCAUACUACGUACAAUGUAUAAACAUCAAACAUAUACUAGAAAAACUCUUCACGUUACAAUGUUUUCGUAAUAACGUCAUCUAUUAACCUUUAAUAACAAAACAAAAAUGACAUACAUUUUCAUAUUCCAUCUAUUGUCAUGACCACCAUUGUGGCUGACGGAAACCAUUGUUCCAAAGUCCCUUUAUUUCAUGUUUAAUGUUCUGAGGCUGGUUCUCCAUAGUAACAGGACAAAAGGAAUUUGUCUGAGGCCUAAGAGUUACCAUGGGCGUGAGGGGUCAUAAAACCCCCACAUCUUCAGACCCCUAGAUCUCUCCUCCUCUGUUGGGGUUGAGAGAUUCAUCUGUAGAAUUGUGGUCUCCUGUAACCUGACCUGAUCAGGACAGUCAUGACACCACGAAGACCUGUCUUUGGGCAUUCACUUCAAAGAUUGAAUCAGAGCAUGCAUAAACAAUCAUGCUAACUGUACAGGCUAAAGGUGUGCGGAAACACAUUUCCAGCCUGAGGUUACCUUGGGACACCACAGACAGAUUUCCUGAGGUGUCAUCAUCAGGUGAUAAAUUGAAAGCAUACAAUGUGUAAUGCCUCCUAGUAGCCAGGAAUAGAUUGUAAAAUUCUCGCACAGAUAUGUUAUUAAAUUGCGGUUGGAAAGGCUUAGCAGGGACCUGACAUCCAUCCUGACAGAGAGCUACAUACUCUGCAUUGAAGUGUUGAAAAUGAAUUUUUAUGUAAGCUGCCCAUAUAAGAGGUGUGAUCAACCAAACCUAUAACCAUGUAGCGGUGUAAAGGGCCUAGAAAAAGGUUUUCUUGACUGCAGAUUCUACUGCCCACAGGUAUGCUAAAGGUUUUCAUGGUAAUUCUUUGGAGAGGGUAAAGGACAUUGCCUUUCAUCAAAGCAUGUGAGUGACCCAGACUAACUGCUGGAGAUAGAUACUU